This is a messenger RNA of Colletotrichum godetiae, 1919 nucleotides long. RefSeq lists its product as uncharacterized. Gene Ontology annotation, biological process: regulation of DNA-templated transcription. The transcript has 2 exons. The record is from RefSeq and is a predicted model, not a curated record. NCBI's taxonomy places the organism in Eukaryota, Fungi, Ascomycota, Sordariomycetes, Glomerellales, Glomerellaceae. The coding region runs from base 415 to 1794 and encodes 459 amino acids. Gene Ontology annotation, molecular function: DNA-binding transcription factor activity, RNA polymerase II-specific; zinc ion binding.
CAAAAAGUUUGAUGUGUGGUUUUGUCUUGUUCCCUUGGAGACAUCCCACUCAGUAUCCGAAAAUCAACCUGAUGGUCCAUUGGCUUGACCAAUCAAAGACUCUGGGUGUCGUUCUUCAUUGUUGGCUGGCCUGAACUAUGCUAAUAUUGGUUGGCUCGCAUUGGACCCUUGUCGCCCCGCAAGCGCACCAUGAAGGAACAUCCGGAUUAUUAUCUCCAGACGCCAGAAUUCCUUCUUCUCCACACGUUCGCCUGCCGCUGCUGAUGGGUGUGUUUGUCGACAUUACACGGCUAGGUUAAGGUUGCUUCACCCUCUACGGGGUCGACCGCGGGUGGCUUGCGCCGUUAUCGCUCCGACGGAGAGGCUGCCCCAGUGGGGUCGCGGCCUACGCAGACGGCCUGAAACAGAGACACGAUGGCUCGAAAGGGUAGUCGGAAGACUAGAACUGGCUGCAUAACGUGCAAGAUACGCAAAGUAAAGUGCGACGAGACCAAGCCCACAUGCAAUCGCUGCGCAGCUACCGGCCGUCAAUGUGAUGGCUACAGUCCAGCGCCUUCGUUGGCAAACAAAUCCGAGCUCCGCCGCUACCGACCACACCAUGUUUUUCCGGGGGCAGACGGCAUCGGGGAGGGCAGGGCCUUGCAGUUUUUCUGUCAGGUAGCCGGCCCUUACAUGUCGGGUGCCGUGGAUCCCCAUUUUUGGCCUAAGCUCGUGAUGCAGUUCACCAGCUUCGAGCCUGCGGCACGUCACUCUGUCAUAGCCAUCAGUACCCUCUGCGAACGUCUGCAGUUCCAGGAGGACAUGGCUGAAGAGAUCCUCUUAAAGGACGAAGUCUACGCCUUGCAACACUACAACACAGCUAUCCACGACCUCAGGUCCAUGACUUCUCCUGAGCGAAGUCCCGUCAUACUGCUUGUUUGUGUACUGUUCAUCACCGUCGAAUUCCUACAAGUCAACCGCGAUGAGACCAUCAAGCACUUGAAACACGGGUUUCAACUUCUGAAGAAUACAAUCAGGGACUAUGCCUGGACUAAAGAACACUUACUGCCCCUGUUUCGACGACUGAGCAUCUAUGCGUUCCUGCACGCGGUAGACCCUAAGGACUUUCCCAAUCUAGAAGGGCUCGAGCAUCCAGUUCCUACUACCUUUUCAACAUUCUACGACGCCCAAAGGAUGCUCGACGACAUCUUCAGCCGUACCUUGCGGCUGGUGCGGAAAGGUGACCCUUAUAGAAUAUACCCAGAAGAACACCAACUCGUACCGCCUGAUCUACUAGUCGAGCAAGAUAGCCUUGCAUCGUCACUAGAUCAGUGGAAGAUCCUAUUUGACGAGUUUGAAGCCCGGCCUGCAUCGCCACCGAGUGACCCUAUACCCGGGCAAGACACUUUGACGACGGCGUUGAGAUACGUCAUUCUAUCGCGCUACGAAUGCUGCAGGAUAUGGCUGAACACGGCAUUUGGCGACAAAGAGUAUGACUAUGACGAUCACUUGUCUGUAUUCAAAGCGAUGUCUACAGAAGCAGGGAUUGUAGACCCGGAGGUUCUUGCGACCUUCGAAGGUUCACCGUAUUUCACAUUCGACACCGGCUAUCUACCCUCAAUCUCACUGAUUGCAACGAGAUGUGCGCACCUGGAGACAACGUUAAAGAAUCUGAAGCUGAAGCCGCUUCCAGGUCUUCCAAGAGAAAACAUGUGCCUGCUUGCCCAGGCUGGAGAUUGCCUCUGCGAAGCGUUACCAGUAUCUUCGCGGAACCGCCCGAGUGCAAAUUUGGAUCGACUGGAAAUUGCGGACUAAAGUAAUAGAAGUUCUGUACUCUGAGUACUUAGAUAUCCCUAUGCAUGUGUGUAUACGGAUGAACGUUUCAUAGAAGAAGCAGACUGUUCGCUUUGUGUUUUGGCCCAUUUACUGCACCGGCGGGU